AUGUCUACCCCCGCCUCCGGAGAAGUUCCACCAGGAGCAGUCGACGUUACAACCCUCUCCGUCCCCCAACUCCGCUCUCUCCAAACGCGACUCAACUCCGAACUCGAACAACUCACUAACUCACACGCAAAGCUGCGCGCAGCACAGUCCAAAUUCCGCGAUUGCGUCCGGACAAUCAACGAUGGCGUCGUGGGGAAGAAGACGCCGCAACCACAAUCCGCAGAUAACAACAGUAUUCUCGUACCGUUGACGAGUUCGUUGUAUGUCAAGGGGAAACUUGCGGAUAGAGAGAAAGUCAUUGUGGAUGUUGGGACGGGCUUCUAUGUUGAGAAGACUACCGCCAAAGCUAUCGAAUUCUAUAACAAAAAAGUCAAGGAGUUGGAAGCGAACAUAACUGAUUUGGAAAAGAUUGUUCAAGGGAAGAGCACAAAUUUGAAGAUUAUUGAAGAUGCACUUCGACAAAAGGUUGUGAGCGGCGAAGCCGUCACCGCCCCCUCCGGCUAA
Molecule: messenger RNA, 504 nt
Organism: Talaromyces amestolkiae
Lineage: Eukaryota; Fungi; Ascomycota; Eurotiomycetes; Eurotiales; Trichocomaceae
Exons: 4
Coding region: 1-504 (167 amino acids)
Biological process (GO): protein folding; regulation of DNA-templated transcription
Cellular component (GO): prefoldin complex; cytoplasm
Source: RefSeq, a predicted model, not a curated record